Molecule: messenger RNA, 987 nt
Organism: Lottia gigantea (owl limpet)
Lineage: Eukaryota; Metazoa; Mollusca; Gastropoda; Lottiidae
Exons: 3
Coding region: 1-987 (328 amino acids)
Molecular function (GO): GTP binding
Source: RefSeq, a predicted model, not a curated record
AUGGCAGCGGCUGACAAAGAAAACUGUAAUGUUUCUACUGUUCGAUUCUCACUAGAUAAUUAUAAAAUUGAUAGAUAUGGUAAAAGAUUAUUACAUUUAUGUAAAAGUACACAGAUCUUUUUUGUGAAUGGUCGUUGUGGAUCUGAUCGUGGUAUAGAAUAUCGUAUUGUAAUAAUCGGCAAGACUGGAACUGGUAAAAGUAGUCUGGGUAACAGUAUAUUGUCGUAUAAAGAUGACGAAAACCGCCCUUUUCCAUCACAAACUUCAGCAAAUUCUGUAACUAAAACGUGUCAAAGGGGCUUUGUGUCCUUAAAACACAAAAAAACAACGUUAAUUGUCAUCGACACUCCUGGGCUGUUUGACACAAAUAUAGCCAAUGAUGAAACCAUCACCGAAAUCGUUAAAUGUGUUGCUUUAGCAGCUCCUGGUCCCAACUUGUUCUUAUUUGUACUGAGUCUUAAACGGUUAACCAAAGAAGAUAUCGAUUCAAUUGAACUGUUAAAAUCCACAUUUGGUAAAGAUGUCCUUAAAUAUGCGGCGGUAGUUUUUACUUGCAAGGAUGAAUUAGAGUAUAAAGAUAUACAGGAGUACAUUGAGGACAGUCAACAAUUCCUGAAAGAUUUGAUAUUUGAUUGUGGUGGUCGGUAUGCAGCUAUUUGUACCAAAAAGUCGAGAACCAACAAUUACAAAAAAGACGUAAAAGGCGUGCUUGAUUUAAUUACCCACACCAUUGAAAGCCAUAGUUACAAAUUUUAUACAGCAGAGAUGUUCAAAGUCGCUGAUACCAUUUUAGAGAAAGAGGUUGAAACUCGAUCAGAGAAGGAACCCGAGAGAAUGAAGGAAGAGAUAAAAGAAGAAGUUAAAUCUGAAAUUGAAAAGAAAGAUUCUGGUUCAGAACAAUCUGGGUUAUGGCAAGCGUUGAAUGCCGGAGUUAAAGCAGCUAUUCCAUGGGCAAAGUGGGCAUGGGGAGCGGUAACAGGGUGGUAA